CCUCAUAAAUAAAUAACAGCAUCACCCUCUCAAGGUGUCAAUCGCUUACUGAACUUGCAUCUCUGUCCCAGAGUUAUUAAUUUUGAGAAACAUUCAUCAUGGCAACCAAGAUGGUGAUUCAGCAGCCCAAGCCAUUGAUAGUGGCUGCUGCAUCAGACCAGUGGAGCACCAGCAUCUGCGAAUGCGACAACGUCAAUGAAUGUUGUUUCUCUGUGUGGUGUUUCCCCUGCUUCGCCUGCAUUACAGCCAGAGACCACGGAGAAUGUCUCUGUCUCCCUCUACUAGACAGCUGCGGAUGUAUUCCUCCAGUUACUCUCUCCAUGAGGGUGUCCAUGCGCCGACGUUACGGCAUCACGGACUCUAUCUGUAAUGACUGCGUGUACUCUUUCUUCUGUGGACCAUGCUCAUGGUGCCAGAUCAGACGGGAGAUGAAGGCAAGACUCCAUCCUAUCACUCUGUUCAACAACAGGCCAACCUAAAGAUCACCAUCAUCUUCCUCAUCUUCAUCAGCUUUUUUUCACAAUUUCACAAUUUUCACAAUACAUUCUCUAAAGUGUUCUUUGUCCUUCACGUCAGUCACAUCAGUCCAAAAAACAAAGACUUACUGUUCUGCAGGUGUAAUCAGAGCUUUUGAUCUUCCUCCCACACACACUGACCUGAGAUCAGCCCUUGGCAUUGUAUUGUAGUGGAAUGUUUUACAUAUUGUUGGUGUACAGCUUUAAUACAGGAAAUGAAGCAUUUUUGAACAAUGAAUUCCCUUAAGGAAUAUGCCAAUUUAGGAUUUUUAGUGUUAUAGCAUAUUUAGUGUCACAACACAUUAAUUAUUUUUAUUAUAGAUUGUUGUAUUAUGCUUUAAUUUUUAAAGUUAUAGUAUAUUCUUUUCUUUUUAUCUCACACUCUGUAUCUUUAUAAAAAUAUCUGCUUAAUAUGAUUUUCACUGUAGUUGGAAAGUUGCUAUAUUGAGCCAUUGAUAUGUGACACUGGAGGUUUGAUAUUAGAAAAAAUGUGAAAAAGAUGUGUUUGCGCAGAUCUGUAUAUGAUUAAAUGUAUAGAAUAUAAAAAUAUGUUGGGGCACUCAAUAAAGCUGAUUAAAAAGAUAAUCGUUCUAUCAAAAAAAGA
Megalobrama amblycephala (Wuchang bream) is the source of this 1119-nucleotide messenger RNA. RefSeq names its product cornifelin homolog B-like. Lineage: Eukaryota; Metazoa; Chordata; Actinopteri; Cypriniformes; Xenocyprididae. The record is from RefSeq and is a predicted model, not a curated record. The transcript has 4 exons. Bases 99 to 479 code for a protein of 126 amino acids.